Scomber japonicus (chub mackerel) is the source of this 965-nucleotide messenger RNA. Its product is annotated as gliomedin-like. The coding region runs from base 34 to 735 and encodes 233 amino acids. The transcript is spliced from 3 exons. Gene Ontology annotation, cellular component: cell surface. The record is from RefSeq and is a predicted model, not a curated record. Gene Ontology annotation, biological process: signal transduction. Lineage: Eukaryota; Metazoa; Chordata; Actinopteri; Scombriformes; Scombridae.
AAAACCAUAAAGUGUUCGGAGGAAGUCACCAAAAUGCGAAGCACUUUUGGAGCCUGGAUGUCAGAUGCAUCCGAGCUGAAUGAAGGUCGAUAUUGGCAGGCCGAACAUUUUUCAGGCCGUCUUUUGACAGAGCACAUGAACAUUUCAGCAUUUGAAGAUACAGGCAUUAAAACUACAGAUGUCAAGAGGUUCUACCAAGGGUGUGGUCAUGUGAUUUACAAAGAGUCCUUUUACUUCCACAACGCAGGAACACACAGACUCAUAAAAUUUGACCUGAACACCAUGAGAACUAAAACUCUGAUCAUGGCACACAGCAGAUACAAUAACUUGACUUAUCUUUUCCGCAACUCAAAGACUUACUUCAAGUUUGCUGUGGAUGAAAAUGGACUGUGGGUCAUUUUUGCAUCGAACACAGGCGACAAUACGAUGGUGGCGAAGCUAAACCCAAAGACAUUCACUGUGGAGUCUAUCAUUAAAACGGCUUACCCCACAAGUAAAGCGGGAAAUGCUUUCAUAGCAUGUGGAGUUCUCUAUAUCACAGAUAGCACAGACAGAAGAGUGACAUACGCCUUUGAUUUAAAGACACAGAGUCCUCUUGAUGUAAGUUUUGAUCUGAGGUCGGCUAACGGCAUCUUGGCUAUGCUGUCGUAUUAUCCCAAUAAAGAGCUUUUGUACAUGUGGGACAACAGCAGUGUGAAAACCUGCAAAGUUAAAUUUAAGCAGACUAAAACAUAACCACAGACCUUUUAAAAAUGAGUAAUAAAGGAAUGGGUUAAGUUUCAUUUGGUUUACUUAAAUUUCAUUACCAUAUUUCUACAUAGGAUGAAGUUUCUAGUAAAUGUUUUGUGGUAAACAUGUGACCCAUCAGUCAAAUCAAGAUGACUGUAUAUGUAUUGAUUCCAAGGAUUUACAAAGUGUGAUAUGCUAAACGGUGGUACGAGAUAUGGACAUCUGAAUUCUCUCAG